Telopea speciosissima is the source of this 589-nucleotide messenger RNA. RefSeq lists its product as uncharacterized. The transcript has 2 exons. The record is from RefSeq and is a predicted model, not a curated record. NCBI's taxonomy places the organism in Eukaryota, Viridiplantae, Streptophyta, Magnoliopsida, Proteales, Proteaceae. The coding region runs from base 35 to 589 and encodes 184 amino acids.
UUGCUGUUUGCUUAGCUUCCAACAACAUUCAACAAUGGCUCUUUCUUGGGUGAUCACAGCACUUCUCUUCUCAUUGGUUCUCUCUCAUGUCGAAUCUUCAUCAGCUCACCAAGCCUUACUGCAUGGCUCAGUCUCUUGCCUUGAUUGCGCAGAGAACAACCAGCUCCAUGGCAUUAGGGUUUUGGUGGGAUGUGAUGGAGUGAAGAAAAUGGCGAUGACAGUAACAGACGAAAAUGGUCACUUUAGAACUGAGCUGCCACGGGAUUCUUCUUCUAAGUCUUCCACCAACAACUGCCUAGCCAAGCUGCUUGGUGGGCCCACACAGCUCUGUUCCACCAAAAAAACCCUAGUCUCUAAUGUUGUGAAAGCCCAUGAUAAAAAAUCUUUCACCAUAGCCACACCCCUUGCCUUCUUCACAUCAUGUUCUACAAACACUAAGGUCAAGACCCAAUCAUCACCGUCGGAUGAGAUGACUAAGACCUCCCCACUGGAUUUCGGAUCGUCCAAGAUCAUUGGUGUACCAACAGAGUGGGGCCUUCCACCUGCCAGUGACUAUAUUCCAGUCCUGCCCAUCAUAGGAAUUCCUUGA